Messenger RNA from Spizellomyces punctatus DAOM BR117, 456 nucleotides. RefSeq lists its product as uncharacterized. Bases 1 to 456 code for a protein of 151 amino acids. NCBI's taxonomy places the organism in Eukaryota, Fungi, Chytridiomycota, Chytridiomycetes, Spizellomycetales, Spizellomycetaceae. The transcript is spliced from 2 exons. Gene Ontology annotation, molecular function: catalytic activity. The record is from RefSeq and is a predicted model, not a curated record.
AUGCUGAAACGAAAAGUUGGCAGCAGCGGGCUCCAAAGUAUUGAGACUGUUCCUAAACGCAUAAAAGAAUCGUCUCAGCCUGUUUCGCCGGUUGUGUCUGUAUUCUCCUGGAACAUUGAGAACCUCGUACCGUAUAUCCAGCCGCCAUCCACCAAGCCGAUAACAUCAUACUUUGCACCAACUCGACCAAAGGUUCCACGACAUACUCCCUCCCUGCGCAGUAUCCUCCACCACUUUAACUACCCAGACAUUUUCUGCCUCCAAGAAAUCCGGCUCCGUCCCAAAGAUACUGCUCUCAUUCUCCAGGCCGAACAAGCUGCAAAGGAUCCGACCUCGCAGAUUGGAUACAAAUGCUAUACCUGUCUUGCCAAUGAUCCUCUAAAUGUCCGCUUUCGUGGCGGACGAAUGUAUGGUGUCGCAACCUACGUUCGGGACUCGGUACCCCUCACACAGUAG